Messenger RNA from Lottia gigantea (owl limpet), 243 nucleotides. RefSeq lists its product as hypothetical. Lineage: Eukaryota; Metazoa; Mollusca; Gastropoda; Lottiidae. The record is from RefSeq and is a predicted model, not a curated record. The transcript has a single exon. The annotation marks the transcript as partial.
AACCCCAUGAUUAAUCCUAACAGUCAUCAGACAACUUACCAUCAACAAAAUCCCGUGAUUAAUCCUAACAGUCAUCAGACAACUUACCAUCAACAAAACCCCGUGAUUAAUCCUAACAGUCAUCAGAUAGCUUACCAACAACAAAACCCCGUGAUUAAUCCUUACAAUCAUCAGAUAGCUUACCAUCAACGAAACCCCAUGAUUAAUCUUAACAGUCAACCCAUUAACAACAAUUGCUUCCCA